UCUGUGUAAACAACGAGUCUCGUGGAAGUAUUUAAUGCUUUCAUUUGGCAUCAGUCAUCGCUAAAUGGGACUGAAUCAUCGCAAAAGACUUUUUAUGUGCCACCACUUUCCAAAUAACUGCAAUGUAUGACGUUCUCGUCACCGGUUCAGCGGGUCAUCUGGGCACGGCUUUAAUGCUUUGCCUGCCUUCGAUGGGCUACAACCCCGUGGGCAUCGACAUCCUGUCAUCUCCAACCACGACAGUCGUGGGCUCUGUCUCUGAUCGCAUUUUUAUUGCAUCUAUUUUCCGCAACAACCCCAUCAAACAUGUUCUUCAUACGGCAACAUUGCAUAAGCCGCACAUAUGCAGCCAUAAGGAGGAGGAGUUCGUCUCAACCAACGUUAUGGGCACUCUGAUCCUUCUUGAAGAAUGUUCUAAGUGCAAGGAUAGGAUCGAGAGCUUUACCUUCUUCAGUACAACCAGCACCUUUGGUAUGGCCUUAAGCCCGAAGCCCGGCUUCCCUGCCGCUUGGAUCGAUGAGGCUGUUGUACCCGAGCCAAAGAAUAUCUACGGCGUGACAAAGGUUGCAGCCGAGGAUCUGUGCUAUCUGGUACAUAAGAAAACCGGAAUGCCCGUUCUAGUGCUUCGAACAAGUCGCUUCUUCCCAGACGAAGACGAUGAUGAAGACCGACGUACGGCCAUGAGCGAUGACAACUUGAAGGUUUUGGAACUUGCCUACCGCAGAUGUGACAUUGAAGAUAUUGUCAACGCCGCAGUUUGCUCAAUGAGAAAGGCCAAGGAUAUCCGGUGGGGGAGGUAUAUCAUAAGCGCUCCGCCGCCUUUCAACAAUGAUAGAAGCACGCUCGAUGCUCUAAAUCGGGAAUCCGCUGAGGUGAUGACAAAAGCUUUCCCUGAAGUCGACGCUAUUUUCAGGAAGAAAGGGUGGAAGCAUCUUGCGAGGAUUGAUCGAGUCUAUGAUUCCAGCAGGGCUGUGAAGGAUUUAGGGUGGAUUCCAAAAUAUACAUUUGGAAGAGCGUUGGAAAGGGUGGCGCGUGGCGAGCAGUGGAGGAGUGAGCUAGCUCUUAGGGUUGGCAAGAAAGGCUAUCAUGCUGUGACCACUGGAGUGUAUACCAAGAGAUGAGGGCAGUCAUCCUCCAGAAUAGGCAGAAGCAAGUUCCCUAAGGUUUGGCCUCCAACCUCAGCUCGAAUUGUACCAUGUCGCGUUCUUCAAAGAGCUUCUGCCGGGAAUUAAAUGCGCAGAAACCACUGUUGAUGGUCGCUACGGAGUUCUUACAUCGCAAUCUGUCCUACACAGAGAGGAAAAU
Aspergillus ibericus CBS 121593 is the source of this 1305-nucleotide messenger RNA. Its product is annotated as NAD-dependent epimerase/dehydratase family protein. The transcript has a single exon. Bases 123 to 1121 code for a protein of 332 amino acids. The record is from RefSeq and is a predicted model, not a curated record. Gene Ontology annotation, molecular function: dTDP-glucose 4,6-dehydratase activity. NCBI's taxonomy places the organism in Eukaryota, Fungi, Ascomycota, Eurotiomycetes, Eurotiales, Aspergillaceae.